AAAAAAAACACUGUCAUUUUAAGUGACGAAUGACAGUGACACAAAUUAUUAUUUUUUGAGGAUGAUUAUUGUGCUUCAAAACAUAAAAUAAUAUUUCAAUUCAGUUACAAAACUCUUGUACUGUGAUAAUUACAGUUUUCAACUAUACAUUAGAUACACGUCAGAUAUUUCAACAUGCCUGUGAAUAUCCCCGAUUGCCCGCCUAGCUUGAAAUCUAUACAACAUUACUUAAAAACAGCUUCGGAACAUGACGCCAGAGACCCUGUGGUGGCCUAUUGGUGUCGUUUACACGCUUUACAAGUUGGGAUGAAGUUAACCAACAAGAAAACUCCAGAAGAAACAAAGAUGUUGAUGGGUCUAAUGGACUGGUUGGAAGAAGAAAAGACAACACAUAAAGAUAAUGAAGCUAUAAGUAAUGAAGUAGCGGCACAAGCUCAUCUUGAAAAUUAUGCACUAAAAUUGUUUAUGUAUGCGGACAAACAGGACAGAGAGCAAAAUUAUGGGAAAAAUGUUGUCAAAGCGUUUUACACAUCUGGAAUGAUCUAUGAUGUCCUUACUACAUUUGGCGAGUUGACAGAUGAGGCUGCACAGAAUAGGAAGUAUGCCAAGUGGAAGGCUGCAUACAUUCACAACUGUCUUAAGAAUGGAGAAACUCCAGUCCCAGGGCCUCUUGCAGAAGAUGGAGAAACACCAAAUGAAGAGAACACAGGAACCAAUACCCAACCAGAACCCAUGGGCUUUGCGCAAAAUCCUGGAUUCAAUCCGCAAGUGACGCCGGCGACACCUCCCGUUAUACCAACAAGUUUUAGCAGCACCUUACCUGAUCCUAAUGUGGCUUUGAGAGCAGCCUCUCAGUUGCCCCCUGUACCUUACACUCCAGAUCCCAACCCUGGUGGGUUCAUACCAUAUGACCCUUCACAACAGAGUCAGCCAUCUCAACCACCUUACGGUGAUAAUUCUUUAAUGGUGGCGCAAUUGAGUCCUGAUCAAAUUGCAAAAGCUCAGAAGUACUGCAAGUGGGCAAGCAGCGCUCUUAAUUACGACGAUGUUAAAACUGCUAUCAAUAAUCUGAAAAAUGCUCUAGAGUUGUUACAAACUGGACGAGAUCCCGCUUAAGUCACAACAGGGUUGAAAUUGCAAGCGUUUAAGAGAUUUUUUGGAUUGUACGUAAGUUAUGUUACAUAUUUAAUUGAGUUGCUCUUUCUGAACCAUAUAAUAUUU
Molecule: messenger RNA, 1221 nt
Organism: Papilio machaon (common yellow swallowtail)
Lineage: Eukaryota; Metazoa; Arthropoda; Insecta; Lepidoptera; Papilionidae
Gene: Vta1
Product: vacuolar protein sorting-associated protein VTA1 homolog
Exons: 5
Coding region: 175-1116 (313 amino acids)
Biological process (GO): late endosome to vacuole transport via multivesicular body sorting pathway
Cellular component (GO): multivesicular body
Source: RefSeq, a predicted model, not a curated record